Messenger RNA from Aphanomyces astaci, 2268 nucleotides. RefSeq lists its product as hypothetical. The record is from RefSeq and is a predicted model, not a curated record. The transcript has 13 exons. Bases 46 to 2163 code for a protein of 705 amino acids. NCBI's taxonomy places the organism in Eukaryota, Oomycota, Saprolegniomycetes, Saprolegniales, Verrucalvaceae.
CGUUACUCCAUCCUUGGUUACUGUAUUGUUGGCGUGUUCUUUACCAUGGGAGAUCGCGGUGGAGGAGUUGGAGGGGGUGCCGUGGUGCCAGUCGCCGCCAAGACCCGCAAGCGCCGGGCCUACCUGUACAUUUUCAACAGUGUCGCAGCCAUCGCGUCCGUGCUGUGUGUGUUUGUGGUUAACACCGUCGGCACCAUCCGCACCAUUCAGAUCCUCAUCGGUUCCGACACCAAUUCGACCCACUCAGACGAUGGACUCUUGCACGGGUACAAGGCAUAUUAUACGCCUUACUUGCUUCGCGAAGUACUCGUCGCUCCUGCGACAGUGCAAACUCGCAUCGAUGCGAUCUUGGCAAGUGGACGGAAGGUCGGGUACUUGGAAAUGGACGAGAGUCCUAAUACUACUACUAGUACUACUACUAGUAACCUCGCCACGUGGUUCCGUCAAGACUCGUGCCGCACGUUGGUUAACGCGACCACCGAUCGCAUCUACAACGAGUCGUAUGUUGCCAAGACGCUGGUGCCGAUGCUGCUCGCGGGAUCGAACGCGUCCGACCAAUCCGCGCUCAUUGUCGUCGACUGUUCGUUCGAAGGGCGAAAAGCGAUGGACACGACGAACAUCAAGCUAUACCUCCUGGACCGGCACUUGCAGUGGUUGGUAACGUACCAACUUCAGACGAUUAUGGCGAAUAUCCCAGCUCGCAGAGACACGAUGCCCACAGGAACAGUCAGCUAUACCAACCUGUCGCUGGCUUCGUUAUCUCUUGGAGGUAUUCCCCAACGAGGACUGGACUUUCUCGCCAAACUAACUUCAUCGGAACCGGCCGUACACCAGUUAUUAUGUUCCCGGGGGUUUCCUUUUAACGCGGCCCCAUUCGAUGCAGUCGUGAUCGAGUCCGUGACGGACACGGGCGCUUGGAACACGAGCGUUGUGAGCACGGGGCUGCAGAUGGUGCUGCAGGGCUUUGGGGGUAUGUACAGGGGGUCGCAGAAUGAGCAAGCCAACUACAAGACAUUUGUAUGGGUGCUCGACCCAGACCCGCUCCAAGUUGUGUUCAACUUUCACUUCGCCCAAGUUGGCCGUACGAAAAACUCGUGGGCGUGGGGCCAGGCUUUGAUCUCGGGGUUCCUUUCAUUUGGGGUGGUCACUAGCACGGUCAUGGCGUGUAUUAUAUCACGAAAUAUCUUGAAAGCUACCCAAGUGCGUUGGAUUCCUGAUAUUUCGCCGUCCGUGCAGUCGGGUAUUAUGUUUCGGGGGAUCUUAACUGUCAUUGCGUGGUGGAUCGAUGGGUGGUGGGCCGUCCAGGAAUGGUGCUUUCAACAGGGCAACGUGCGCCGAGGGUUACUCGACAUGUAUGUUCUUACAGACAGCGUCAAGUCGGACUGUUUGAGCUUAUUUCUGGCUGGCGCGUCCUUCAUCGCGUCCCGCCUCCGCCUUCGAAUCAACCCGGCAGUGCCAGUGGUCAUUUACUUGGUUGUAUAUUCGCAACGGGCCCAACUUGUAGCUGCGAUGGGGCUGUUUCUCACGAAUGCCAACUUGGAACUGGAAGCCAACCAAGCGCUCAACGUGGUGCUGUCCGAGACCACGGGGCUGGAUAUGUGGAUGUGGCAUGAAAAAAAAGACUUCAACGCCACGGUCGUGUUUAACGAGUUAUCCUGGAUGGUGCUCGCGCUGAUUUUAAUGCUGGUGUAUGCAAUCACGGACAAGAUUUACACCGUUUACUUCACGGACCAUGCUGUGGAAGCCAAAACCACCAAAAAGACAGUCGCCGAAGACGGCACGACAGGGGGGACUGGCUCGCAAGGUGGCAACAGUGGUUCGAACGAACGGGCGACUUGCUUUGAGACGAGCACGGGUGAAUACUUGCGCCACAAGUAUGGACUCAUGUCGUACCACGAGAAUUACCUGUUUAUCAAGGGUUUGAAAUACGCGUCGCCAUCGGGUAUUUGGACGUCAGGAUGGGUGGUUGUUGACGACAAGUUUCUGUUUCGCACAGACGACAUCAUGAAGGUGUGCGCGAAUAUUCUACUGCGCCACGAUAUCUUUCGUGCGCAUUGCCAUGUGAUUGCCGAGAACCAAGUGGAUAAGACGGUGAUCCGCGUGUUCCGCAAGGAUAUUACGCUCAAGCAGCUCUUCAACCUGUCACUGCGACCGCUGGCGUGAUCAUACAGUCUUCAUUUGUAUAUUCAUACAUGUAAUCAAUAUGUAAUGCUUCACAGUGUUAACGUCGCAAAGCCAUAGCGCUACGUUGGCUUUGCUUGGAGCGCG